This is a messenger RNA of Drosophila grimshawi, 5366 nucleotides long. It is a transcript of the gene nolo, whose product is annotated as protein madd-4. Bases 652 to 4983 code for a protein of 1443 amino acids. Lineage: Eukaryota; Metazoa; Arthropoda; Insecta; Diptera; Drosophilidae. Gene Ontology annotation, biological process: extracellular matrix organization. The transcript is spliced from 19 exons. Gene Ontology annotation, cellular component: extracellular matrix. Gene Ontology annotation, molecular function: metalloendopeptidase activity. The record is from RefSeq and is a predicted model, not a curated record.
CACGAUUUUAAAAGUUUUUUACGCUGUGCAAUUUUUUUUUUUUGUUGCUUCUAUUGUCGCGUUCUGCGCUGCCAAACAAAGUAAAAGUUAGAGGCGAAAGUUCUCUCUCCGUGUGUGUGUGUCUGUGUGGAAAGUGCGGCAAAAAUAAAACAACAACAAGAAAAACAACGACAAGAACGUGCAAGUUUAAUUCGAUUUUAGUGUGGAGCAAUCAGUGCGAAAAGCGCCAAGCAAAAGCAACAACAACAGCAGCAAGAAGAAGAAGCAGAAAACCGCACACAAACAACAAAAGCGCAGCGUGCAGAAAAAGUUACCGUUAUUCUCGUCGCUACCUUUGCACAUUCACAUUCGUAUGCAUGCGUCUGUGUGUCGGUCUGUGUGCAUGUAGUAAUAGCAGUGAGCUGAAGAACAGUAAAAGUGGAUUAGCAGCAGCAACAGCAACAACAACAACAAUAACAACAGCAGCAGCAGCAGCAACAACUACAACAGCAGCCGCUAUUGCCGCCGGCAGCGCAGUCAGUGUUAAAUUUUGUGCAGCGACUGAGAAUCUUUUUUUUUUGGGAUUCAAUGCGGAGGAGCGCUUAGCGUGUUAGUCUUUCAACUCGUGACUGUUCAUGGAAACCAUGAUUACGAGAAAAUACAGAUAGAAAAAUGCCAGCGCACAUUUAUUGGAAGACUAAGCAAAUUCGGGCAGUUUUGCUCGUGACGAGCUUCUGCCUGCUGCUUUCACACGCCGCUUGGGCAAAGAAACUGAAUGCUAGUCAAGCGUUCGACGACACAUGGAAUACAGCAUCCGACUUGGAAAAUGAGCUGGAACAACAGAAACGUGCCAAGGGCAGUGCAACAGGAUCAUCGGGCCCUGGCUCGAACACUGGACAGUGGUCGACCUGGUCGGAAUGGUCGACAUGUUCGCGCACCUGCGAUGGCGGUAUUAUGCAACAAAUGCGUCGCUGCAGCACACCGGGCAGCUGUCGCGGCGAGAGUGCCCGCUAUCGCAUCUGCAACAUGCAGCCGUGUCCGGAGCAACAGGACUUCCGUGCGAACCAGUGUGCCGCCUACAAUGAUGUCCCCUACGAUGGCACCCUCUACAAAUGGACACCGCACUACGAUUAUGUCGAACCAUGUGCCCUGACAUGCAGAGGCCAUCCGGCGCAUCUUACGGAGGACGUCUCACCGGAAUCGGCUGCUGGUAAUACCGAGGAGCACUACGAUGAGCAGAGCGUCAUUGUGCAAUUGUCGGCACGGGUGCAGGAUGGGACACGUUGCCGCUCCGGCAGUUUGGAUAUGUGUAUACAGGGCAAAUGUCAGCGUGUCGGCUGCGAUUUGAAAAUAGGCUCAACGAAGAAAAUCGACGGCUGCGGCGUGUGCGGGGGCGAUGGCAACUCCUGUUCGCAACCGCUCUAUUAUUGGGAGAUGGCACCGAUGUCGCAAUGUUCCGUCACCUGCGGCGGCGGUUACAAAAUGUCUCGUCCUAUAUGCAGGAAUCGUCUAACUGGCGCUGAUGUCGAUGAGACGCUCUGCAGCGUUGCUAAUCACCCGGAGCCAUCGGUGGUGCCAUGUAAUACACACAGCUGUCCGCCGCGUUGGAUAACCGACGAUUGGAGCACUUGCAGUCGCCUCUGUGGGCACGGUUACCGUGAACGGAUGGUUGUCUGCGCCGAGGAGACCAACGGCAUCAAAACGAGGGUUGCAGAUAUUAUGUGCCGCACUCCGAAGCCGCCAACACAGGAGACCUGCAUUAUUGAGGAGUGUCCGCACUGGGAGGUGGAGGACUGGACCGGUUGCUCCGUUUCGUGCGGGCAGGGCAUCCAGAUGCGCGGCGUGGAAUGCAAAUCGACGGAUGGCAGCCUGAGUGCCAAAUGUGAUCCACUAACCAAGCCGGGUAGCAUGCAGCAGUGUUCGACGGGUAUUCACUGUGAUGGCGGCGGCGGCGGCGGCGGAUCGGGUGGCAGUCAGAAUAAGGGCGGCGGCACCAUCAUUGUUGGCAGCAGUCGCUCCCUGAAUGAGCGGUCCGAACGACACAUGGACAGCUCGGAUCUGGAUGAGGACGAUGAUGAUGAGGAUGCAGAUGAACAGGUUGAGGAUGUGGAUGACAUGGAAUCGGGUCAGGAUACGGACGAUGGCGAGGGCCUCUCCUAUGCCGAUCAACCACUACGCUAUGCUCAUCAUACCCAGAGUCGAUUGCAUCACGAGACGCCGGAGGAGCCACGCACCAUGCGUCUGAUGAGUGGCAGCUCCAGCAAGAAUCACAAUAAUGCCCGAACAGGUGCAAGUGGCGGCACAGAUGUGCCAUCACUGGAUCCCAGCUUCAUCAAGGACACAGAUUGGUCAUCCUGCAGCGUUACCUGCGGCGAGGGCAUUAGACGACGUGCUCAUAAGUGUAAAAUCUUUCUGGAAUACUCACGCACAGUGGCCACUGUGAAUGACACACUGUGCGAGGGCAACAAGCCACACGAUGAGGUUGAGCGGUGCGUGGAGGAUCCCUGCAUGCUGCCCUCGCAUGGCUAUGACGAUCAGUUUCCCCGUGACUCCAUCAAGGUGGGCGUCUCCGAGCCGGGCAAGACGUAUGUGUGGCGCGAACAGGGCUACACCUCGUGCAGUGCAUCCUGUUUGGGCGGCGUAGAGGAGCUGAUCAUCAAUUGUGUGCGGGAGGACAAUGGUCGGGUUGUCUCCCCCUUCCUCUGCUCGCAGGAGACCAAGCCGGAGGCGCGGGUGCGCACCUGCAACGAUCGACCAUGUCCGCCGCGCUGGAACUACUCGGAUUAUACGCCCUGCUCGAAGAGCUGCGGCAUUGGCAUCAAGACACGCGAAGUACAGUGCAUCCAUGAGGUAACGCGCGGCGGCGAGAACACUAUGGUGGUGCCCAACAGCAUGUGUCCCCAACCACCGCCGGCCGACAGGCAAUACUGCAAUGUGCUCGACUGCCCGGUGCGCUGGGAGGUGGGUGAGUGGUCAAAGUGCUCCCAUACCUGCGGAUAUGGCAUCAAGGAUCGCAAAGUGGAAUGCAAACAGAUAAUGGCCCAGGAGCAUAAGAUUGAGCGACCCGAAUCGAUGUGUCCCAGCGUCAAGCCGCCAGAUAAGAAACCGUGCAAUGUGAAACCAUGUCCGCCCGAGGAUCCCAAGCCCGUCAUUCAAAUCAGUAACUCGACGCACAUUCAGCACGAUCCAAAGAAGACAAAGAUUACAUUGAAAGUGGGCGGAGCUGGUGUUGUUUUCUUUGGCACCCAGGUGAAAAUCAAGUGUCCCGUUAAACGCUACAAUCGCACCAAGAUCAAGUGGAGCAAGGAUCACAAGCCACUAGUGCGUUCGCGCAAGUUUAAGGUGUCCAAGAAGGGUGCACUUCGCAUCCUGGAUAUCACGUUCCGCGAUGCGGGCAUCUAUUCCUGUCAUGCCGGACUCAGCUCCGCAGAGAUUCACAUUGAGGUCAAGGCGAAGCCCGGACAGCAGGCCGAGGAGCUGGAACGCCAGGAAUCAGAUCGCUUGGUACGUGAACGCAGCGGCACGGAGGCACUUACCUCAGCGGACAUGACGUCACCAACGAGUGGUGCCACAGCGGGUGGAGCGGCAGCAAUGGGCGGCCCUGAUGGCGGCCCUAAUGGGUCGCAGCAGCAAUCGUCAACACGUCGCAGACAGAACCAGUCGGAAAGGAUGCAGAAUGGCAGGGAACGCAAUCGACGCCCCAAAUCGGAUGGAGUGCAGCAUGCGGAUAGCAGCAUUAUGGAAGAUGAGCAUUCGCAAUUAGUGCAAUCCCAGGACAGAAUUCCACAGCCAGCGAGCGCCAGCAGCGGCAGCAGUCGCACCAAAACUCUUCUGGCCAUGCCCUAUUUCGAGGCGUUGCUGAGCAACCUGCAGUUACUCUGGCCACUGCAGCGCUUUAAGGACUCGCGCGGACAACAUCUGCUGCAACGUGAGGCGCUCAAUUACGGUCUCGAUUUGGAGCCGCAACAGCGUUACGAACAGGAUGAGCCUGUCCCCUCCCCGUCUCCGACUCAGUCUCCAUCCCCAUCAGCAGCUCGUGUGGUAACCAAAGAGCUGCAUACCGAGGCGGGUCGAGUGGAACUUGCCAUACCCAGCCUGAAGAGCAGAGAGCCACCCCAAACGGAGAAUGUGCCGCCGCAUAUGCCACACGCUCGCUGGGAAACGGCAACAACAAUCGCAAUGGCCUCACCAACCAACACACACAGCAAAAGCAACAACAACAACCAUAAGGGGGGCAGCAGCGACGAGGGGGAGUCGGAAAGUGGUCACUAUGACUACAAAUGGGAGCUGGGCGAUUGGUCCAAGUGCUCGCAAGAAUGCGGUGCUGCUGGCAGCGGUUUGCAGCGUCGCACACUGAGCUGCCGCCGUGAGGCAACAAAGAAGGCAACGUCGAGGAUGACUGCGUUGUCAAAUGGUGAUGGCAUCGUCGCCCAACUCGUAGAGAAUGCAGAGUGCCGUGCCCAGGGGCUGGACAUGCCUGACACGUUCCAGAGCUGCGGCAACGAGCCCUGUCCGCACUGGACCAAGGGCGAUUGGUCUCUCUGCCAGAAUUCGCGGUGCCACGGGCGCAACACGGCCAUGCAACGGCGGCAGGUUAGCUGCCGCUACGAGAACGGCAGCUCAGGCAGCCUCUGCGACGAGUACGAGAGACCGACGGGGCGGCAGGAAUGCUACAACGAGCGCUGCAAGGGCGUCUGGCGUGUGGAGCCCUGGUCCGAGUGCAAUGCGCCCUGUGGUCGCCAGGGCAUUAAAUUCCGCAUUCUGCAGUGUGUCUGGUAUGGCAGCCGUCGACCCGCCGGCAAUGUCUGCAAGCAUCAACCCCGACCGGCUGUCAUGAAGGUGUGCAAGAGUCCCCAAUGUCAAUCCAAGCUCACUAAAUCGUCUGGUUGUCGCGAUACUUCGCGAUAUUGUCGGAAUGCUCGUGCCAUGGGUCUCUGUCGAUUGCAUCGCUAUAAGGAGAAGUGCUGCGGAUCUUGUCAGCCCAAGCAGGAGGAGAUGCAGUAGAUUUUAUAGAUGCGCUGAGACUACCAGCAAAAUAAAAAUUUAAGAAAAUCAGCAUGCUAUUACUAUAAGAGUACAUGAGGGUAAAAUUAUAGCAUGAUCUAGUUGAAAGUCGUACAACUUAACUGAAAUAUGUAUGGAUAUUACUAAGGAGGAUGAGUGCAAUUUAGUUGAUCUUAUGUUAAGGCAUAGUUAAAUGUAAUAAUUGAGAAACUUUGUAACGAGAGUAACAACAGCGAGAUCAAUUCGAGGAUAAAUCACAUUUAAUUAACAUACAUACAUAUAUCGUUUCCUUUUUUGUCUACUAUUUACAACUAUUCGUAAACUAAGCGCAAAAUAUCGUUAGAUAUGCCCAAAAGCAAAACCCAGGCUAGCAAAUUGUUUGG